Molecule: messenger RNA, 2748 nt
Organism: Uncinocarpus reesii 1704
Lineage: Eukaryota; Fungi; Ascomycota; Eurotiomycetes; Onygenales; Onygenaceae
Exons: 2
Coding region: 1-2748 (915 amino acids)
Source: RefSeq, a predicted model, not a curated record
AUGCCUCCUCCUUCUCCUCCGCCACACUUUCAAGGUCGUGCAGCUCCAAUCCAACCGCCUCACCAGCCCACAGCACUUUCGUCAAAUCAAACACCUUUUGCGCCACGUAAUCCUCCACCGGGCUCGUCAUCGCAUCGGAGCGGAAGUAGCAUGCCAAUAGCCUCAAUGCUUGGGUCGGACGCCGACAGGCCGUCUCGGGAACCAAAUACCUCUUCUUUAUUCUCCCGGCCGCAGAUACCUCCCAUGUCUCCGGCCCCAACGAAUCCUUCAACCUCGGGGAAAAUGUCACCGCCACCGUCACGGCCUCGACAGCCUUCAGACUUUCCGCAGUUUGGGAGAUCUCAUACCCCGGAUCGAAGCAUCUUUUCAAGGCCGACCUCUCGUUCGUAUCGUUCGGACUCCACGUCAGCGGCACCCCCCGUCACCCAACCUCCCAUUGAAGAUGGUCGUCUUAGCAGCUUACCGCGUCCUCCCCCCGCGCCGUAUGGAGACAGGCAAAUGCCACAAUCCCCACGUAGUGUUUACAUGGAACCAUCAUACCCUUCAGCGGACCGACGCAUGAGUCUCGGCACACCGAUACAACGACCCAGCAGUCAGCCCCAACACCUACCCCAGCCCGAAGAACCCUCGACUCGGACGUCACUGUUUACCCAAAUCAGUCGAUCGACACCCGGGUUUGGGGACAAGGGAACUGAUGCUCAACGAACUGGAACGGGGUAUUCUGUAGUUGAAAGUUCGCAUGCGCCAUCGAGGCUCGGCGGAUUGUCCUCCGAACCACACAAUCGAGAACCAGUUCGCCGUGAGCACGGUCAAGAACCUAAACACCCACAGCAGCCGCAUAUCCGCUAUGGACCACACCAUUCAGAUAGGGAUGAGAGACAGUCGCGGACGGCUUGGGAAUCGAAUUUGCCCCGUUUAUCCCCUGAACCCAGCCGCUAUGCUCCAGGGGAACCAGGUGGAAAUUUUGGCUUUGGAGGAUUACACACAUACAAUAAACCUGUUGGGUCACAGGCUGGCAUUACUCGCACCAUUCCAGGACCUCAAUUACAACCAAGACAGGAGGCACCCCCUUCACAAGAGUCUUCUCCGUCUACAGCUCGAAGAUUCCCUAAUCCUCCUCGGAUGUAUUCACCUGCUCCUACCCCAAGGCCACCAUCAUUUAGCACGCCUGGAAUGGAAGAUCAUCACCCGUCUCGCACGAGCGUUGACGAGCCUCUACACCACAGAACAAUCUUAAACUUGAAUGUGGACAAUAAACGCGGGAGGGUAUCUCCUUUGCCCCAGGCUGUACAAGGCGCCCAGGCUCAAUUGAUUGGGCCAGCGGGAGAGCCGGGGAUUCAAAGCGAGCUAGGGAGAGUAUUUUCCGGCAUUGGUAGCGGGGUUAGCGUAUCGGGCAGUGGUCCGCCCACGCCAUUAGGUGCAGCGGCCUUCAAGAAAGACAUCACUGGUCGUACAUUGAACCCUGACCAUAAUGAAAGCAUUGGAACGGGGGCUAAAUCGUCACGAUCAAACUCCCGCCGAAGACGUAAGAUAAAGGAUGAAGAGGCAAAGGAGGAAGCUGAAGCUAUCCAGCGCGAAACAUUUUUAGCACGUGGUGGUGGUGCGGCGAGAAGAGCCAGGCAUGUGCAUCACCACCAUCAUCAUAGUCAUCACCAUCAUCACCACCGACAUAAGCCUGACGAUGAUACCGCAAAUCUAGCCGCUCCGCCAAAUGGCUCGUUGCCGCCAAAUGCCAUUGACAGACCUAUUCCCUCACUUACUCCGGCAUCACAUCACCAUCAUCACCAUCAUCAUCACCAUCACCACGUUCCACGAUCUGGUGUUCCUACUCCCUACCAAGCAUCGGGUCCAACAAAAGAAUACAGCACCGUUGUUAAAUUGGACUCGAUCCUAAAAAGUGUUGAACACUUGCCUCGGUACCAUCUUGGCUCUACACUCUACGCGCCUCGCAUUAGUGUCCCGUCUCCGAGCGCACCACCUGAAGCAGCAAAAUUUGGCUACUCGACUACUCCCGUUCCUAUUCCACGGUUCGAUGGCAAAGAAAAUUGUACGUUUACAAUACGUGUGCCUCGGUUUCGGAUUGACGGUCCGCGACGGGAAGAGAUCUGUGCGAGAAGAGCGCUCUGGGGCACCGGGGUGUACACUGAUGACUCUGACCCUGUAGCGGCAGCAAUUCAUUCGGGGUUUAUUCGCGGCGAAUGGGGUGAAGACGUGGAUAUCUCAAUGCUGGAUCUUGAGAUCAAGGAACAGCACCAACACGCCCCACGCACAGCAAAUGGUGAUACUGAUUCUACCCCGAAGAAUGUGGCGAGCGAUAAGACCGGAUCUGAAUCAGAAAAGCAGAAGGCAGCACGGAGAGUGCCCCCCGUCCCGCCGCCAGAUAAGGAUCUUCACAUCACCCUUGUUAUCUUGCCGCCUCUCGAGCAGUACGAGUCCAGCGUCAUGUUUGGCUUGAAGUCGCGCGCUUGGGGCAACAAUCAUGACGGGAUGAGCUUCAAAGUGGAAAAGAUAGAAUGGGUGGACGAAGGGGCUUCUAAAGGCCAGGAACGGGGCGGCGAAGCGCGUCGUAAGAGGUUGAAAGGCAUGAUGCAUUCCGGACGGAUCUGCACUGCUGGCGGAUUAAAGGGAAGGGGAGGAGUUGAACUUUUGAAGAAAAAAACCAGGCCUGGGAGCGAGAAGGUAGCAGCUGUCUCACCGGGGAACGAAGAGUCUAAUACAGCUCCGAAAGUAGUUGAGCUGGCAUCUUGA